AUGUCGUCGCUCUACAUACAUAACCUCCUCUCCCGGAACGUCAGGCAGCAGACUGGGAAAGGCAAGAUCAGCCGCCAGCAGGUCAUCACCGUGGUGGGCAACCAGAACGGCCUGGUGGGCGUCGGCAUUGGGAAGUCUGACGGCUUCCCAGAGGCCUUUGCGAUGGCGACCCGGUCGGCUCUGCGGAACAUGGACUACGUCGAGCGGUUCGAGGACCGCACCGUCUGGACGGAGAUGGAGCACAAGUUCGGCGCGACCCGUGUCAUCAUGCGUCCCCGCCCCGUCGGCUUCGGCCUGCGCUGCAACCCCAACAUCUACCACAUACUCAAGGCGGCGGGGAUAAAGGACGUUAGUGCGAAGGUGUGGGGGAGCCGCAACCCGAUGCAGGUCGCCCACACGGUGAUGCAGAUGCUAUUGCCGGGAUGCGAGCCUCUGGGGAUGGGAAUGCGGGUUGGGAUGCGGACGAAGGAUGAGAUUGAGCGGGAGAGGGGGAGGAAGCUUGUUCCAUUGCGGUAUCCAUGA
Messenger RNA from Fomitopsis serialis, 522 nucleotides. RefSeq names its product ribosomal protein S5 domain 2-type protein. Bases 1 to 522 code for a protein of 173 amino acids. Lineage: Eukaryota; Fungi; Basidiomycota; Agaricomycetes; Polyporales; Fomitopsidaceae. Gene Ontology annotation, cellular component: ribosome. Gene Ontology annotation, molecular function: structural constituent of ribosome; RNA binding. The transcript is spliced from 2 exons. Gene Ontology annotation, biological process: translation. The record is from RefSeq and is a predicted model, not a curated record.